Chanos chanos (milkfish) is the source of this 2937-nucleotide messenger RNA. It is a transcript of the gene kcnh1a, whose product is annotated as potassium voltage-gated channel, subfamily H (eag-related), member 1a. Lineage: Eukaryota; Metazoa; Chordata; Actinopteri; Gonorynchiformes; Chanidae. Gene Ontology annotation, biological process: potassium ion transmembrane transport; regulation of membrane potential. The coding region runs from base 1 to 2937 and encodes 978 amino acids. The record is from RefSeq and is a predicted model, not a curated record. Gene Ontology annotation, molecular function: delayed rectifier potassium channel activity. The transcript has 13 exons. Gene Ontology annotation, cellular component: voltage-gated potassium channel complex; plasma membrane.
AUGGCCGGUGGCCGAAGAGGGCUUGUGGCCCCUCAAAACACUUUUUUGGAGAAUAUUGUCAGAAGAUCAAACGUUUGGACAUUAUCACACAAACACACAGACACAAACUUUGUGCUAGGGAAUGCUCAGAUUGUGGACUGGCCUAUCGUCUACAGUAACGAUGGAUUCUGUAAACUCUCUGGGUACCAUCGGGCUGAAGUUAUGCAGAAAAGCAGCACCUGCAGCUUUAUGUACGGGGAACUUACAGACAAAGACACUAUAGAGAAGGUCCGUCUGACAUUUGAAAACUAUGAGAUGAAUUCGUUUGAGAUCCUGAUGUACAGAAAGAAUCGGACACCUGUCUGGUUCUUUGUGAAAAUAGCACCGAUUCGGAAUGAACAGGAGAAGGUUGUUCUCUUUUUGUGUACCUUCAAUGACAUCACAGCUUUUAAACAACCAAUCGAAGAUGACUCCUCUAAAGGCUGGGGUAAAUUUGCCCGGCUGACUCGAGCGUUAACCAGCAGUAGAGGGGUUCUACAGCAACUGCAACCAACCGUACACAAAGGAGAAAAUGUCCACAAACACUCCCGACUGGCAGAGGUGCUUCAGUUGGGUUCAGACAUCCUGCCUCAGUACAAGCAGGAGACGCCCAAAACUCCGCCUCAUAUCAUCCUGCAUUACUGCGCGUUUAAGACCACGUGGGAUUGGGUUAUCCUCAUCCUCACCUUCUACACGGCCAUCAUGGUCCCCUACAAUGUGUCCUUCAAAACCAAACAGAACAACGUCACUUGGCUGGUCGUGGACAGCAUUGUGGACGUGAUUUUCUUGGUGGACAUUGUGCUCAAUUUUCACACCACGUUCGUGGGUCCAGCCGGUGAGGUGAUCUCUGACCCUAAACUCAUCCGCAUGAACUACCUGAAGACCUGGUUUGUCAUCGAUCUCUUGUCUUGCCUGCCUUAUGAUGUCAUCAACGCUUUUGAAAACGUGGACGAGAACUGGAAUCAUCGCGCUGUCACACAAGGCAUCAGCAGUCUGUUCAGCUCUCUGAAGGUGGUGCGACUACUGCGUUUGGGUCGGGUGGCACGCAAACUUGACCACUACAUUGAGUAUGGUGCAGCUGUACUGGUUUUACUGGUGUGCGUGUUUGGCCUCGCUGCACACUGGCUGGCAUGUAUCUGGUACAGCAUUGGGGACUAUGAGGUCAUUGAUGAAGACCGGAACACUGUGCGAACAGACAGCUGGCUGUACAUGCUGGGAGAGACAGUGGGAACGCCAUACCGUUUCAAUGCCAGUGGCACAGGCAGGUGGGAAGGAGGACCGACUAAAGACUCAGUCUACAUCACUUCCCUCUACUUCACCAUGACCAGUUUAACCAGCAUUGGUUUUGGGAACAUUGCCCCCACUACAGAUGGAGAGAAAAUCUUUGCUGUGGCCAUGAUGAUGAUUGGAUCACUACUGUAUGCCACUAUCUUUGGUAAUGUAACAACCAUCUUCCAGCAGAUGUACGCUAAUACAAACCGUUACCACGAGAUGCUGAACAGUGUGAGAGACUUCCUCAAACUCUACCAGGUUCCCAAAGGCCUGAGUGAGCGAGUCAUGGAUUACAUUGCUUCAACAUGGUCUAUGUCCCGAGGAAUAGAUACUGAAAAGGUGUUGCAGAUCUGUCCUAAGGAUAUGAGGGCUGAUAUUUGUGUACAUCUGAACAGGAAGGUAUUUAAGGAGCAUCCUGCUUUCCGUUUGGCUAGUGACGGCUGUUUGCGAGCAUUGGCGAUGGAGUUCCAGACAAUCCACAGUGCCCCUGGCGAUCUAAUUUACCAUGCCGGAGAGAGUGUGGACAGCCUUUGCUUUGUUGUGUCGGGGUCAUUGGAGGUCAUCCAGGACGAUGAGGUGGUAGCCAUUUUAGGUAAAGGAGAUGUAUUUGGUGAUGUGUUUUGGAAAGAGGUCACUCUGGCUCAGGCAUGCGCUAACGUGCGUGCGCUGACAUACUGUGACCUACACAUCAUAAAGCGUGAUGCUCUGCAGAAAGUUCUGGAAUUCUACACAGCGUUUUCCAACCACUUCUCACGCAACCUUGUGCUUACAUACAACCUUCGCAAACGAAUUGUGUUCAGGAAGAUCAGCGAUGUGAAGCGUGAGGAAGAGGAGCGUUUGAGGAGAAAGAACGAGGCUCCUCUGAAUCUGCCCCCUGAUCACCCGGUGCGCAGACUCUUCCAGCGAUUCCGUCAACAGAAGGAAGCUCGCCUGGCGGCCGAACGGACCACCCCCGACAACUGUGACCUGGAGAAGGGCCAUGCCCACAAUGAGGUGGCUAUCAAGGACGCCGUGGCCACGACCAGUAUUGUCACGGUCACUGAGAGCCCUGCCACACCUGUCUCCUCAGACUCCGCCCCCAGCCACGCCCCUGCGCCAUCAGACCGUGCAAAACUGCAGGCCCCACCACCCAACAUAUCAAUGGGCUUGUCGCGCUCCUCAGAGCCACGCGCCCGUGGAUGGGGGCGUUUCCGCGAGAGCAUAGGCAAGCCUGAGGGGUGGGGCCAGGUUUCUAAGGCGGAGUCUAUGGAAACACUGCCGGAACGUAGCAGCAGUAAUGUCCAACCGCACGCACAGGCAUGCAGCCUGAAAAAAACCGACUCAUGUGACAGUGGCAUCACCAAGAGUGACCUGCGGUUAGACGAGGGCGGUGCCAGGACCCCUGGCGACCGAAGCCCCGCCCAGCCAAAUGGCAGAGCUCCGCCCAUACCACCUAUUCCUGAACACACGCUACAUGCCUCCUUGCUGGAGCUUCGUGGGGAGCUAAGGGAGGAGCUGUUGGCGCUAGGCAACAGAAUGGUUGCUCUGGAAGCACAGCUGGGGGAAGUGCUGAGAUUGCUAAGGAGCAGGAAGACUCCACCCUCUCCAGUGUUUCACAUUUCACGACCCACCUCACCUGACACUGACAAGGAAGACAUCUUUUGCUGA